UUGCUUUGACAAUAUUUGGCGCGAAGUGUAAAGUGCAGUGUUUACGUGUGUUUGUGUUAUGGCUGAAACUGCCAGGUACGAGAGGACAAUAGAUGAAAUUAGGACGGUGAUACAUCAUGCGAAGUUGGAAGAAAGUGAGUUGCUUCCUGUAACACAGAUUCUGAACUUCGCUUCCCGCAGCGAGGCAGUGGAAAACUAUAGAUUGUUUCAGUUGGACACGAAAUUACUAAAUACUCUAGAAGCAGGUGACAGUUUAGUUCUUCGUGGAGGGAAAGAAGAAAGUGCUGUUUUGUGCACACAAAACAAAACAUUUGAAAUAAAGGAAGCAGAGACUUCAAACUCUAUGUUGCUGCUUCCAGGGAUCUCUUGGUCACAUGAUGCUGACAUUGAUACAGAGGAUCGCAUCUUGGAUGAGUGUCAAGUUUUGGGUGUUUUCUACAAAUAUUUUGAACUGCAUCCAUCAAAACCAAAAUUGAAGAAACUAUAUCAGCUUUUGAAGGAAGCACCUUAUCGCGGUCCAGAACUGGAAGAUGAAUUAGAGGGACAGUUGUAUACGUUUGAUGAUCUUUUAGAACACGUGCAGGCAAGUGGAAUGGAACUGAAAGCAGCUCUCCAGGAGACACAAACUGUUUGCAUAAAAGGUUUCUGGCGUAUUUUGGAACAUGACUACCAUUUUCGAAUUGUGACCCAGAUAUUAAAUCUUGUUGAGCACAACUCUUGGCCACUGGAUAGUGUAAGCAAAUAUGAGACAUUGGAGAGUUUGAGUGAAUUAGUUCCACCUGAAAUAUUAAGCCAGUGUUUCGAAUGGUAUGCAGAGCCCACUGGAAAAAUGGACAGUGCUGGGAAUCCACUGUACAGGUUACGUGAAAGAGAAGUGUGCAGGUUUUUAGCAGAAGUUUUGCUGCGCCCAGCUGGGCAGUUCAACCUGCAGGACUUCAUGCUGGCAUGGGGACAGUGUGUUCCAGAAGGUAUGGAGACAAAAGUGGAAUACCUUGAUGGAAUAGCUCUGAUGCAGAAGGAUUGCAAACCAGAAGUUAUUUGGCAUUUUCCUGAAGUUGAUCUGCCUGAGGACAUAAAUGAAAGAUUUCGUAUUCUGUUUCAAACUCGAGAGAGGUGGAUACUGAAUGAAAUAUAUCCAUACAUUGAGCGUGUUGCAACAGAAAAAAUGAAUGUAAACGCUGUGCUUACCAAGCAUGCGAGGGCUUCAACUGUUGGUGGUGUUAAGUGUUACAGUGCUAAACAUGCUAAAUGAAAUUCAUUGUGACCACAAGAAAGAAAAGUCCAUGUUUGUGACACACAGUAUUUCAUUUUGAUUGAACCAGAAUUCGGUAGUGUCAAUUGGUAGGCCACUUUAUCUUGUCGCUGUCAUGUGAUGUGCCCAGUAGCUUGUGUAUUUAAAUUUAUGUGCUAUUAUGAAGGGGUGUGAUUGUAUACAGUUGAUUCAUCUAGCACAAACAGGAAAAGUCAAUGUAGAAGCCUUCAUUCCGAAUAACUACAUAUUACAAAAAUAGUGGAGAAAGCAUAUAAUUUUCUUUUAAAUACUAUUUCUGUGAUAAUUUGUAUUUUGUAUACUUAAGUAAUAAAAAAAUAUGUAAGAAUAGAGCUAA
Molecule: messenger RNA, 1607 nt
Organism: Schistocerca serialis cubense
Lineage: Eukaryota; Metazoa; Arthropoda; Insecta; Orthoptera; Acrididae
Product: sister chromatid cohesion protein DCC1
Exons: 8
Coding region: 59-1252 (397 amino acids)
Biological process (GO): maintenance of mitotic sister chromatid cohesion; mitotic sister chromatid cohesion
Cellular component (GO): chromosome, centromeric region; chromatin; Ctf18 RFC-like complex
Source: RefSeq, a predicted model, not a curated record